UCCGUCACCACCGGUUUAAACGAUCAGUUCUAACAGAAGCGAAGUGUUACGGCUGUUUCAAAUAGCCCUUGCAAUAAAUUAUUGCUAGUCAAAGUUGAUAAGAGAUUGUCGACGAAGACAUUCCAAUUUGUCAAGAAAAUGGUUCUCUCUGUGAUAAGAAAAGCCCCGGAGGUUAUUCCUCUCUUGGUGAUUAUGGGAACUGCGACCACAGGAGCCACGGCUUUUCUAAUAAGACAAGCCACGAAAAACCCUGAGGCAUGCUGGGACAAGAAAAACAAUCCCCAUCCUUGGCUUAACAUCAAACCAGAUCAACAAGUGAAGCUUUACAAGCCUUCUCACCCCUCAGUUGCCGAUGGAAGACGCUGAAAAGCUGGAUUAUAAAAAAGAAUACGACGGUCUGCAGCGAAAAACGUUAAAUAUUCCAAGAACAACUCAACUGUUGAAAUAAUAGCCCACAUAUUUAAAUCAUGACGACAACUUUUAUCAGAACCAUAUUUGUUAUCCAUUAAGAAUAUACAAAUUUAUAUGAAUGCAGAAGGAAGCCGCUUGGCGCUCUCAGUGAAAACAUUCCCAGGUGCCUUUUCGAGUCCUACUGGAAACGUUAUUUCGAGGUCAGCAAAUUGCUAAAAAAUUUUCUUCAAAAUGUACAUUUUCCUCUGUUGAGCGUAUGUAAAAUAUCAGAGAUCCAAAAGGAUCCGAAGUUUUAUUAAAUAUUCAUUUGAAUUUUUCUCUUG
This is a messenger RNA of Stylophora pistillata, 734 nucleotides long. Its product is annotated as cytochrome c oxidase subunit FA4. Gene Ontology annotation, cellular component: respiratory chain complex IV. The record is from RefSeq and is a predicted model, not a curated record. NCBI's taxonomy places the organism in Eukaryota, Metazoa, Cnidaria, Anthozoa, Scleractinia, Pocilloporidae.